AUGGACGACGCUCUAGCUCAAAUUCUGCUGGAGGACGACGUCGAGCAGACGUUUCGAGAGCGCUCGGAUGCUUUCGAAGAACACGACGACGUCUUUUUCGGAAAGUAUAGAAUGACGAAGGCGCUCGCACACUGGCUAUGCGAGCAGCUGAGGCCAACUCUACAACCCCGAAGACAGACGCGAACGACAUUGUCCGUGGAGGAACAGGUCCUCAUCGCCCUGAGGUUCUACGCCACCGGUAGCUUUCAAGGAGCCGUUGGGAGCGACCGUGAUCUGUCGGUAACCCAGGGAUCUGUGAGCAGGGUUCUGUUCAAGGUCACAAACGCCAUCAUACACCGCCUUGCACCAUUGUGGAUCCGAUUUCCUCAAGAUCCUGCAGACGUCAGGGCUGCAAUGAGGGACUUCUUGACCAAAUGGCAUAUGCCUGGCGUGAUUGGAUGCAUCGAUGGAACUCUCAUAUCUAUCAUCGCUCCCUCAGAAAGCAGCGGUCGGUACCAAAAGAGUGCGUUUUUCAGCAGGAAACAAUUCUACGCACUCAACGCGAUGAUCGUUUGUGACUCCUCCAUGCGGAUCACGUCCCUAGACUGCUCAUUUUCGGGAGGGACGCACGACGCGUACGUCUGGCGCCACAGCGAGCUGCGCAAGGAGCUCUCGCGAACGUAUUCGCCUGGUGUAGACCGGUUCCUUCUGGGCCAUCCCCCGAGGUCAACGCCAGGGGCACGACUCAACAAUCGCCACAAAAGAGCGCGUGGUAUCGUGGAGAAAUGCAUCGGGAUACUAAAGUCGAGGUUCCGGUGUCUUCAGCGGCAUCGAAGCCUGCAGUACAGUCCGGACAGGGCAGCAAGGAUUGUCGUAGCGUGUGCCGUGCUGCACAACAUUUGCGUGCAUGCACGGACACCCGCAGUUGACGGCGACGGCCCUGACGACGACGGUCCAGAUGACGACGAUGACUCUCGAAUGAUGUCCCGUCACAUCAACUACGAUGACAACGUGUAUGACACAGGAGCGGACGUGCGAAGCAAAAUUAUUGACAAGCUGUGGCGCUCUUAA
Messenger RNA from Ornithodoros turicata, 1050 nucleotides. Its product is annotated as putative nuclease HARBI1. The transcript has 4 exons. The coding region runs from base 1 to 1050 and encodes 349 amino acids. The record is from RefSeq and is a predicted model, not a curated record. NCBI's taxonomy places the organism in Eukaryota, Metazoa, Arthropoda, Arachnida, Ixodida, Argasidae.